AUGCUUCCUCGAAUGGGGUUCAAGGCCGGGCUUAGACUUUAUUCUAAUGCAACAAAGAAAUUUGUCAUUGCGCCAAAAAGGCAGUCAAACAAGUGGCUUCUUGCGAGCACAUUUGCAGCGAGCUUCGGGGCAGGGUGGUUUGUUACGCAACACAUGACAUUCGCGGACGUGCUAGCCAAAUGGAUGUAUGACAACGUACCCGAGAAUGAUGAAGGGCUGAUGAAAUACAAAGCUCAGCUAAACAGUCGGUUGGAGAAUAUGAGCGUCGUGAAACAGCUCAAGGCGGUUGGGUAUUCAGAGGUCUACCCCCAGAGGAAAAAGAGCAACACUCUCAUAGACGAGACAUUGCGCGCGCCCGGCGGGAUCACAAUUGCUCCGAGGUUUUUUUAUAACCCAAGGACGAAAGAGACCGUGGGCGUGUACCAUUUGGGAAUGAAGCUUACGGGCUACCCAUUUCUAGUUCAUGGCGGAAUCCUAGCUACAGUGAUGGAGGAUUUAAUGAGAGAGAGCGUGAUGUUCGCAAAAGGGACCGCUACAGAAAAGACCAAGGACAUCACACUGAGCUACAAGUUCCCAACAUUCGCAAACCAAUUUGUGGUGGUGCGCAUCACUGAAGUUGAAGAACACGGAAAAAACGUCAAGCUCCGCGCUGAAAUCAUGGACCAAAGCGGCGACCGGACGCUAGUGAAAGGCAAAGGCAGCUUUUCCACGUAG
Molecule: messenger RNA, 714 nt
Organism: Lachancea thermotolerans CBS 6340
Lineage: Eukaryota; Fungi; Ascomycota; Saccharomycetes; Saccharomycetales; Saccharomycetaceae
Gene: FMP10
Product: Fmp10p
Exons: 1
Coding region: 1-714 (237 amino acids)
Source: RefSeq, a predicted model, not a curated record